Megalops cyprinoides (Indo-Pacific tarpon) is the source of this 3110-nucleotide messenger RNA. Its product is annotated as ubiquitin-protein ligase E3A. The coding region runs from base 296 to 2992 and encodes 898 amino acids. The record is from RefSeq and is a predicted model, not a curated record. Gene Ontology annotation, molecular function: ubiquitin protein ligase activity. Gene Ontology annotation, biological process: ubiquitin-dependent protein catabolic process; protein polyubiquitination. The transcript has 11 exons. NCBI's taxonomy places the organism in Eukaryota, Metazoa, Chordata, Actinopteri, Elopiformes, Megalopidae.
AAGAAGACCGCUGAGGCAGAAGACAACCUCGUCAGAAACACGGCAUGCUGGGAUAGAUCCCCUUGUGCACGGCAAGCCCUGUAGAAACCAAGAUGGCAGAGGCUAUUUUAUGGAGAGCACUGACUGGAACAGGCCUGAAAUGAUACAUCAGCAAUCGCUCCUAGCCAGCUAGCGACCUGUAUUCGGAGCGCACCUGCAGCAGUAGCCGCGGUUGACGAAGUCGUCGUGUUCAGAGGGACUUGCACACCCCGCAGCCGUACACGCGCUCACGCACAACUGAGGGAGAAAGUCUCGUAUGAAUCCCGACGAGAAGCAGGACUGUGAGUGUGCGCCACCACAGGCCGAACCCACCCUGGCAGGAGGAUUCGACAGAUCGCUAGAGGAGUCUGACACAGAAAACCCUGAAGCAAGCCGAAUGAAGCGAGCCGCCGCAAAGCAUCUAAUAGAGCGCUACUACCACCAGUUAACUGAGGGCUGUGGAAAUGAAGCCUGCACGAAUGAGUUCUGUGCAUCCUGUCCCGGUUUCCAUCGUAUGGAUAACAAUGCGGCCGCCGUCAAGGCCCUUGAGCUGUAUAAGAUUAACGCCAAACUCUGUGAUCCUCACCCUUCCAAGAAAGGAGCCAGCUCUGCGUAUCUAGAGAACAGUGCCAAAGGACCCCAUCACAACUCCGCCUGCAGUGACAGGAAGAUGAACCGCAAAGACCUGCACCCCACGAGGGACGACUUCAAAGAUUUGAAUUACCUGACGGAGGAGAAGGUGUAUGAAAUUCUGGACAUGUGUGGGGAGAAGGAGGACUACUCCCCUCUGAUCCGCGUCAUUGGCCGGGUCUUCUCCAGCGCCGAGGGCCUGGUGCAGAGCUUCCGAAAGGCCAAGCAGCACACGAAGGAGGAGCUUAAGUCCCUCCAGGCCAAGGACGAGGACAAGGACGAGGAUGAGAAGGAGAAGGCCGCCUGCUCCGCCGCUGCCAUGGAGGAGGAUUCUGAGGCCUCCUCUUCCAGGACAGAAGAGGGAGCCGCACAAGGGGACAAUAACGUUCAAAAGCUGGGGCCUGACGAGGUGUCAGUGGACGUGGAGGCGGUGCGGAGGGUCUAUAACAAACUGCUGGCCAACGAGAAGGUCGAGGCGGCGUUUCUCAACGCGCUGGUGUACCUGUCGCCUAACGUGGAGUGCGACCUGACGUACCACAACGUGUACUCCCGGGACCCCAACUAUCUGAACCUGUUCGUCAUAGUGAUGGAGAACAGCAACCUCCACAGCCCCGAGUACCUGGAGAUCGCCCUGCCCUUGUUCUGCAAGGCCAUGAGCAAGCUGCCCCUGCCGGCGCUGGCCAAGCUGGCGCGGCUCUGGUCCCAGUACAGCGCCGAGCAGAUCCGCCGCAUGACCGAGACCUUCCAGCAGCUCAUCACCUACAAGGUCAUCAGCAACGAGUUCAGCGGCCGCAACCUGGUGAACGACGACGACGCCGUGGUGGCGGCCACCAAGUGCUUGAAAAUCAUCUACUAUGCAAACCUCCUGGGCGGGGACCUGGACACGGAGAACAACGAGGAGGAGGACGAGGAGCCCGUCCCGGAGUCCAGCGAGCUUACGCUGCAGGAGCUGCUCGGGGAGGAGCGUCGGAACAAGAAGGGGCCCCGUGUCGACCCCCUGGAGACGGAGCUGGGCGUCAAGACCACUGACUGCCGGCGGCCGCUCAUCCCCUUCGAGGAGUUCGUCAACGAGCCACUCAACGACGUGCUGGAGAUGGACAAGGACUACACCUUCUUCAAGGUGGAGACGGAGAACAAGUUCUCCUUCAUGACCUGCCCCUUCAUCCUCAACGCCGUCACCAAGAACCUGGGCCUCUACUACGACAACCGGAUCCGAAUGUACAGCGAGAGGCGCAUCACUGUGCUCUACAGCCUGGUCCAGGGCCAGCAGCUCAACCCCUACCUGCGGCUCAAGGUGCGCAGAGACCACAUCAUCGAUGACGCCCUCGUCAGGCUUGAGAUGAUCGCCAUGGAAAAUCCUGCAGACUUGAAGAAACAGCUCUAUGUGGAGUUUGAGGGAGAGCAGGGAGUAGAUGAAGGAGGAGUUUCCAAAGAGUUCUUUCAGCUUGUAGUGGAAGAGAUCUUCAACCCAGACAUUGGAAUGUUCACACACGAUGAAACCACGAGGCUGUUCUGGUUUAACCCAUCCUCAUUUGAGACGGAAGGCCAGUUCACGCUCAUCGGCAUCGUCCUGGGCCUCGCCAUUUACAACAACUGCAUCCUGGAUGUGCACUUCCCCAUGGUGGUCUACAGGAAGCUGAUGGGCAAGAAAGGAACUUUCCGUGACCUUGCAGAUUCUCACCCGGUCCUUUACCAGAGUCUGAAGGACCUGCUGGAAUAUGAGGGUAGUGUUGAGGAGGACAUGAUGAUCACCUUUCAGAUAUCCCAGACCGACCUGUUUGGGAACCCUCUUAUGCAUAACUUACGGGAGAAUGGAGACAAAAUACCUGUCACCAAUGAAAACAGAAAGGAGUUUGUUGCUCAGUAUGCUGAUUACAUGCUCAACAAAAGCGUAGAAAAGCAGUUUAAGGCCUUCAGAAGAGGUUUUCACAUGGUCACAAACGAGUCGCCUUUAAAGUAUUUAUUUCGGCCAGAAGAAAUUGAGCUACUCAUCUGUGGAAGCAGGAACCUAGAUUUUCAAGCACUUGAAGAAACGACGGAGUAUGAUGGCGGCUACAGCAGGGAUUCGCCUAUCAUUAAGGACUUCUGGGAAACGGUGCACUCUUUUGGGGAGGAGCAGAAGAGGCUCUUUCUGCAGUUCACCACAGGCACGGAUCGAGCCCCUGUGGGAGGGUUGGGCAAACUGAAGAUGAUCAUUGCUAAAAACGGCCCAGACACAGACAGGUUGCCCACGUCCCACACCUGCUUCAACGUCCUGCUGCUGCCCGAGUACAGCACCAAGGAGAAGCUGCGAGAGAGGCUGCUGAAGGCCAUCACCUACGCCAAAGGGUUCGGUAUGCUGUGAGGCGAGAGCCCAGGAGCAGGGACACGGCACGGCCCGCCCGCGCAGAACUAAUCCACUUUUGGGAAGCGAUGAAAACAACAAUAAUAGAGAAACAAGCAAAAAAAAAAAAAAAAAAAAA